Messenger RNA from Fonsecaea erecta, 1884 nucleotides. RefSeq lists its product as hypothetical. Lineage: Eukaryota; Fungi; Ascomycota; Eurotiomycetes; Chaetothyriales; Herpotrichiellaceae. The transcript is spliced from 2 exons. Gene Ontology annotation, biological process: GPI anchor biosynthetic process. The coding region runs from base 1 to 1884 and encodes 627 amino acids. Gene Ontology annotation, cellular component: endoplasmic reticulum. The record is from RefSeq and is a predicted model, not a curated record.
AUGAAAGCCAAUGCCUCGUCCAGGCUAAGACAGCGUCUCCUAAGCCUUCCGUCGGCCUUGGUGUUUCUCUGGUUAUGUGUUCUCUUCUGGGGUGAACGCUACACCUUUCAACAAAGUGUCACUCAUUGUCUGUGGCAACAGUGGGAAUCAUGGCCAGGUCAUGCUCAACCUCAUCAUGUCCUCCUUGUCGCUGAUCCACAACUCGUGGAUCCACACACCUACCCUGACAGACCAUGGCCUCUUUCCAGCUUGACCAUCCUCUACACCGAUCGCUACCUCCACCGCUCCUAUCAAUACCUGCAAGAGUAUCUCCGACCAGAUGCGACCUUGUUCCUCGGGGAUUUGUUUGAUGGGGGCAGGGAAUGGGGCACGACUGAGUCAACAUCCCCCGAAGAGCGCUACCAACAAUACGGCUCGCAUUUCUGGCUGAAAGAAUACAUUCGCUUCUCGAACCUGUUCUUGCGGUCCUGGGCCAAAGGUCCUUAUGCCAGCGCGGCCGAACCGACCGGCCGCCGUCUGCUGGCUUCUCUCCCCGGAAACCAUGAUCUGGGGUUUGCUGCAGGCAUUCAGUUGCCGGUGAAGGAGAGAUUUGACGCAUACUUCGGCCCGCUCAAUCGGAUCGAUAUCAUCGGCAAUCACUCGUUUGUCCAUUUGGACACGGUGUCGUUGAGUGCCAUGGACCAGGUUGACCCAAAAACGGGGAGUUCGGGAGCAGGCGACGGGAGUGCCGCUGCGACUUCUUCCAGCAGAAUCUGGAAACCUGUCGAGGAAUUCCUCGUGGAAGCGAAAGCCAUCAGAGCCAAAGCUGUACAGCACACAUGCGAGACGAGAUUCGACUGGAAACACCCGCUCUCCCAAUUGCAGUCUCCGUCGGUACAAUCAGCUGCUGAAGCGGGACACUCAGAUCCAGCUCGGAGAACCCACCAUGCCGUCAGCUCAUCACAAUUCCCAACCAUCGUCCUCUCUCACGUCCCGCUCUACCGAUCCGGGGAGGCCAAUUGCGGACCGAUGCGGGAACGAGGCACCGUGAUACCCCUGCAGGCAGGCUAUCAAUAUCAAAAUGUCCUCACCCCACUGAUCUCACAAGAUAUCGUCAAGCAUCUGACGGCGGAGGAGAUUACCAUGAUCUACUCGGGCGACGAUCACGACUACUGCGAGAUCGAGCACAACGAGUUCACGGGCCGCAUCAGGGAGAUCACGGUGAAGAGCAUGAGUUGGGCCAUGGGCAUCCGCAAGCCCGGCGUGCAGCUCGUCAGUCUCUGGAAUCCGGUCGACGUCAACAAGGCCAUGUCGGGGGAUCCCUCGCUGACCACGCCCCGGGACACGGUGCAAAACCAUCUGUGCCUGCUCCCGGACCAAUUGAGCAUCUUCAUCCGCUACGUCCAGAUGCUUGCCUUGACACUCUGCGUGCUCGUUCUCGCUGCCGUCCGGUACAAUCCCUCCGCCGCCAUGGAGGAAGCAUCGCGCGACAAAUCCGAACCAUUACUACCUACCAGCGAAAAACACCACCACCACAACAACAACCCCGCCACCUCCAAAAGUUCUUCCCUGCAGAACGGCCAAGCGGGCCACCACCAUCAACUGUCCACGCGCAAGAUGGUCGCCGGGUACGGACAUCUGCCUGCUUCAUCGCGGUCCGCGUCUCCCUCGAAACCGCCGUACAUCGACUACGCCCGAAACAGCUCUCCCGGCCCCGGCCUCGGCCCCGUAGGCGAGUUCGACAGCGACGACUGGGGGAUGCCCAAAUCCACCGCCGACAAAGCGCGUCGUCCAUGGGCAAAGAACCGCCCGCCGCGGUCUCGGUGGGCGUACUUUGGUCGCUCGCUGUGGCGGACGGCCUGGCCGGUGGUGGUGAUUUACGGAUGGCUGAUCUGGAGCGGCUGA